UAGAUACAUUGCAAUCGUUUAUCCACUAAAACCACGAAUGACUAAAAGAAAAGCAAUCACUCAAAUUAUAAUCGUGUGGAUCUGUGGUAUAAUGUUUGCGAUGCCGUGUCUUGUCUUCGCUCAGACACUAACCAUACCCUACAACCAAAACAUAAGCCGAACCAUAUGUUUGCUCGAAUGGCCCGACGGUCUGUCCGGACAGUCAGAAUUGGAUUUCAUCUAUAACAUAGUGUUUCUACUGUUGACAUACAUCGUUCCCGUGUCAACAAUGGUCAUCGCCUACUCACUCAUGGCUCGGGUCUUAUGGGGCUCUCAGGCCAUAGGAGAGGGCGACGCCAACUCUUCGCAACAGCACUCCAUUACCAGAUCCAAACAGAAAGUGGUCAUCAUGCUCAUUUGCGAUUUCGUCGCUAUUCAGUGAAAUGUCUUUCAUUUCUAUUCAUUUGUAUUACAAAAAGACAAUUAAAUUCCGAGUUCUCGACGAAUAUAACAGCCAAUCAACGAGUGCUCAAUACUCGAUGCAAACCCGACUCACAAAUGGCACAUCUCUAACAUUUUACACAUUUUUAUUUAUUAAUAUUUAUGUUUAUUAAUUAUAUCUUUUAAUAUUUUCAUCAAUAAUGUAAAUAGAUUUCAAUAAAUAUUGAUUAACUAAAGCC
This is a messenger RNA of Medioppia subpectinata, 659 nucleotides long. The record is from the annotation of a GenBank genome assembly. NCBI's taxonomy places the organism in Eukaryota, Metazoa, Arthropoda, Arachnida, Sarcoptiformes, Oppiidae.